UUGAUGUGAGCCCGACCUUGGGCAUGUAUUGGAAUGCAAAUCGUUGUAAGGAAUGCUCCAUCACAAUGUUUGCAAAGAGUUUGUGAUGAAGACGGAGAUUGAAUAGGCUAGUAUAAAUAGUCAAGAAUUUGACCACAUAGUGUAUCAGUUUCGAUUCAGCAUUCUUAUAGUUCAGUUAUAGUGAGAAGUACACAUUCAUUAGGAAAAAUGUGCAAACUAGCGUUGUUCGUCCUAGCACUGGCAGGUGUAGCCUUAGCCUACGAACAUCACGGAUUCGUCAGCGAAGUCAAGCACAUCCCGUACAAAUUCUUCGGCGGCGAGGAGGGUGGCAUCGGAGGUGGUAUUGGCGGAGGCUCUGAGGGUGGCUACGAGGGUAAGGACUACUAUGCCUACCCGAAGUACAAGUUCGAGUAUGGAGUUAAGGACUACCACACCGGUGAUCACAAGAGCCAGUGGGAAGUUCGGGACGGUGAUGUCGUGAAGGGGGAAUACACUCUGGAUGAGCCGGACGGUUCGACUCGUAUCGUGAAGUACCACGCUGAUAGCAAGAACGGAUUUGAGGCCGUCGUCAAGAACAUUGGCAAGGGAGGUUUGGAGCAGGAGAGCGGUUCGAUCGGUGGAGGACAGGGAGGAAUUGGUGGUGGAUACGGUCAUGGCUAUAGCUACAGCAAGCUGAAGAAGUUCAACUAAAUGGUCCUAGUUGAAUGUUGAAUGAAAUGUCUCCGGAAAUUGUAGUUUUAUGUACAUGAAAUAAAUAUUAUGCAAUCAGUAAUACUUUUG
Anopheles funestus (African malaria mosquito) is the source of this 780-nucleotide messenger RNA. RefSeq names its product adult-specific cuticular protein ACP-20-like. Gene Ontology annotation, cellular component: extracellular matrix. The record is from RefSeq and is a predicted model, not a curated record. Bases 208 to 690 code for a protein of 160 amino acids. NCBI's taxonomy places the organism in Eukaryota, Metazoa, Arthropoda, Insecta, Diptera, Culicidae. The transcript has 2 exons.